UCUUCUCUCCUUCUGCUUGUCAUAUUGGUCUGCAUGCUCUCCACGGGACUUGUGGCUACUUGCUGUUGUAUCUGGCACAUAUUGGGAAUAAAGAGGGAGUGAAACAAUGCCGGAACCCACGGAAAAAGCUGAUGAAACGAAAGCAGAGAAUGCACCCCCUCCAGAACAAAAUAUACCUCAGGGAGAUGGAAAUGCACCAGCAAAAGUGUGGUCUACGGGAGAUGGUGCACCAGAAGAAGCAGAGAAGCAAGACAAUUCCCAGAAAUCUGUUUUAUUUAUGGAAAAACCAAAGGGUGGCUCAAUUAGUGUUGGGCAAAAUAUCACAUUCAUAGCCAAAGUAGAAGCCCAGGAUCUUCUCCGAAGGCCAACUGUUAAGUGGUUUAAAGGAAAAUGGAUGGACCUGGCAAGCAAAGCAGGGAAGCAUCUUCAGCUAAAGGAAACAUUUGAGCGCCAAACCAAGAUUUAUACAUUUGAGAUGCAUAUCAUUAAAGCUAAGGAAAACUAUGCAGGAAAUUAUAGGUGUGAAGUAACGUAUAAGGAUAAGGUUGAUAGCUGCUCUUUCGAUCUGGAAGUCCACGAAUCUUCAUCUGCGCCAUCAAUAGAUAUCCGGUCUGCAUUCAAAAGAAGCGGUGAAGGACAAGAGGAUGCAGGAGAACUUGACUUUAGUGGUCUCCUGAAACGUAGGGAGGUUAAUCAAGAGCCUGAUGAACCUGACAUAGAUGUGUGGGAGCUUCUGAAAAAUGCAAACCCCAAUGACUAUGAGAAAAUUGCAUUUCAGUAUGGAAUCACUGACCUGAGGGGCAUGUUGAAACGUCUGAAGCGGACUCGCAGGGAAGAAAAGAAGACUGCAGCUUUUGCUAAGAUUCUGGACCCUGCAUAUCAAGUGGAUAAAGGAGGUAGAGUAAGGUUUGUGGUGGAGCUGGCUGAUCCAACAGUUGAACUCAAGUGGUAUAAAAAUGGCCAAGAAAUACGACCAAGUGGAAAAUACAUUUUUGAGCACAAAGGUAAUGAGAGGAUUUUAUUUAUCAACAACUGCAUGCUGACAGACGAUGCCCGUUAUCAUGUGACUGCUGGUGAUGAGAAAUGCUCUACAGAACUGUUUGUAAGAGAGCCUCCAGUGAUUGUGACAAAAGGCCUGGAAGAUACCAAUGCUUAUAUUGGUGAUAGAAUAGAAUUGACAGUCGAAGUGUCUGAAGAUGAUGCAAAUGUGAAAUGGUUUAAAAAUGGUGUGGAGAUCCCCCUUGAGAAUAAAUCUCGAUACAAAGUGAAGGUUGAGGGUAAAAAGCACACUCUGAUUAUUGAGGAAGCAACCAAAGCGGACAGAGGAGCUUAUUCUGCAAUGACAACUGGAGGACAAUCAGUUGCCAAACUAAACGUUGACUUGAGACCACUGAAGAUACUGCAUCCAUUGGAAGACCAGACUGUAAGGCUUGGCAAAGAGCUCUCUUUGAAAUGUGAGAUCUCUGAAAACGUGGAAGGGAAGUGGUAUAAAAAUGGGCAGCUGCUCCAGCCCAGUGACCGCAUCAAGAUGUAUCACAAAGGAAGAAUCCAUCGGCUAAUUGUUAAUAGCUCACUCGUUGAGGACGAUGGCGAGUACAUGUUUGUUCCAGAUGCCUAUAAUGUCAACAUCCCCUGCAGAGUGCAUAUUAUAGAUCCUCCUAAAAUCCAUCUUGACGGGCUCGGUGAUGGUAAUACAGUGACAGUUGUUGCUGGAACAAAGUUACGACUUGAAAUCCCUGUCUCUGGAGAGCCUGCCCCGAAGAUUAUGUGGAGCAGAGGGGACAAGUGGCUCAUGGAUCCUGCAAGUAGGAUACGGGCAGAGAAUUAUCCAGACAGCAGUUGCUUGGUGAUUGAUUCAGCUGAAAGAGAUGAUUCAGGGCCCUACAGAAUAAUGCUAAAGAAUGAAGCUGGAGAAGACACAGCCCACAUCAAUAUCAAAGUGGUUGAUAUUCCUGACGCCCCAGAAGCCCCCAAUGUAAUUGAAGUAGGAGAAGACUGGUGUAUUAUGACCUGGCAACCUCCAUCAUAUGAUGGUGGAUCCCCUAUCUUGGGCUACUUCAUUGAAAGGAAAAAGAAGCAGAGCUCCAGGUGGAUGAGGCUAAACUUCGAUCUUAUUAAAGAAACAACUUUUGAGCCCAAAAAGAUGAUUGAGGGAGUCGCCUAUGAAGUCCGUGUAUUUGCAGUCAAUGCCAUUGGCACUUCCAAGCCAAGCAUGCCCUCCAAGCCUUUUGUGCCAUUGGCUGUCACCAGUCCACCCACCUGUCUAGGUGUUGAUUCUGUAACCGAUACCACAGUUACUAUGAAGUGGCGGCCACCAGACCAAAUUGGAGCUGCAGGUUUAGAUGGCUAUAUUAUAGAGUAUUGCUUUGAAGGAAGUUCCCAGGCGCCCACUACAGAGGGCAAGGGAAACAGUGGUACAGAGCAAAAUAAUAGUGAGGAGGCAGACGGGGGCAAGAUGCAGAACGAAGAGAAGACAUCCAAACCCUCGGAAGAAUGGAUUGUGGCCAAUCCCGAACUAACUGACAAAACAAAGUUCACCAUCACUGGUCUUCCAACUGGAUCAAAAAUCUUUGUUCGAAUAAAAGCUGUGAAUGCUGCUGGUCCCAGUGAUCCUCGGCUGCAUCCACAGCCCAUUUUAGUCAAGGAAGUUAUAGAACCUCCGAAGAUUCGCCUGCCAAGACACUUAAAGCAAACCUACGUUCGACGGGUUGGAGAAGCUGUGAAUCUUGUUAUUCCCUUUCAGGGAAGACCAAGGCCUAAGGUAUCUUGGAAGAAAAAUGGUACCCAUGUAGACAAGAACCAAAUUAACAUCCGCAACAGUGAAAAUGAUAGUAUCAUCUUCAUUCGAAAGGCAGAGAGGAUCCACUCUGGGAAAUACGACAUGAAAGUCAAAGUAGACAAUUUGGUGGACAGAGCUACAAUAGAGAUUCAAAUAGUUGAUCGUCCAGGCCCACCCCAAGUUGUAAACAUUGUUGAUGUCUGGGGAGAAAAUGUUGCUUUGGAAUGGAAGUCGCCGAAGGAUGAUGGCAAUGCAAACAUUACUGGCUACACAAUCCAGAAGGCUGACAAAAAGAGCAUGGAAUGGUUCACCGUCAUCGAACAUUACCACCGAACCAGUGCAACCAUUACUGAACUGGUCAUUGGGAAUGAGUAUUACUUCCGGAUCUUUUCUGAAAACAUGUGUGGCCUCAGCGAGGAUGCGACAAAGACAAAAGAGAGUGCCGUGAUUGCCAAAGAUGGUAAAGUCUACAAAAACCCGAUUUAUGAAGACUUCAAUUUCAGUGAAGCACCAAUGUUUACUCAGCCUUUAGUUAACACUUAUGCUGUAUCUGGUUACAAUGCAACUUUGAACUGCAGUGUCAGAGGAAAUCCCAAGCCUAAAAUAACAUGGAUGAAGAACAAAAUAGUUAUAAUGAAUGACCCCCGGUACAGGAUGUUUGGUAAUCAGGGUGUUUGUACCUUGGAGAUCCGCAAACCCAGUCCCUACGAUGGAGGCACGUACACUUGCAAGGCUGUCAACACUCUUGGUGAGGCAGAAGUUGAGUGCAAAUUGGAAGUGAAAGUGAUAUAUCAUGGAGUAAUUACCCCAGGAGAACCAAUCUUCUUGGCGGGGCAGAAACAGUUGCACAGUAAGGAUUUUUGAAUGUAUAGUUUCAUCUAAGGUGGGGUCUCAUUCUUCAGACUACUAAUGCAAGGGGUGCCCCCACAUAUCAUUCAGUCCUAUAUGCAAGAAAUACAAGCAGGCAACCCUGAUGAAAAGUAAUGCCUGGCCACAGUGCUUCUCCACCACUGCAUUGGAAAAUGGUAGCCACAGCACCCGCAGUGUUUUUAACCCCUGCCAUGGGACUCCUACAGCAUGGUCUGAUGUAUUGCCCCUUCCCCCUCUUCCUGCUGCUGCUGG
Molecule: messenger RNA, 3901 nt
Organism: Elgaria multicarinata webbii
Lineage: Eukaryota; Metazoa; Chordata; Lepidosauria; Squamata; Anguidae
Gene: MYBPC1
Product: myosin binding protein C1
Exons: 31
Coding region: 107-3643 (1178 amino acids)
Molecular function (GO): protein binding
Source: RefSeq, a predicted model, not a curated record